AUGGCUGUUAAUACAUUAAAAACAUUUUCAAAUAAUAUCGGAUCUCAUAUAAAGGGAGCUGGAGAUCACAUAUAUACAGAAGCUAGUCAUUUAGGACAUAAUUUAAAAGAUACUGUUACUUUUCAUCAUAGGGAUUUUGAUCAAGAUGAUGAAUUAAUCAAAAAUUACAAACAUGAUAUUAAACAAGCUAAACUGGGAUUAGAUCAUUUAAUAUCUCAAAACAAUCAAUUUUUCAAAAAGAUUAUACCUCAUGUUAUGUCAUUGAAUAUGAAGAUAGUUUAUGAAUUUCAAAAUCUUAUUGGUCCUAAUUCACUUCAAUUUAAAAAUAUUGAAAAAUACUAUCAUGAAUAUGAUGUAUAUGAAGCAGAGUCAGAAAUACCUCAUAUUCAUCCAAAAGAACGUCUUUUCCUAAUUGAUAGUGUGAAUGAUGAACUAUUUCAAUAUAUGCAAUCAAUUGGAUCAUUAAAAUUUUAUCUAGAUAAUGAAUGUGCUGAUUAUAUAAGUACCGUGAUUCCGAAAUUCAAAUCUAUGAAAAAGAGAUUAAAUGAAACUUUAAAAUUAAUCAAAAAGAGAGACAGAAAAAGAGAAGAUCAAGAUAGAUUGGAUCGUAAAAUUGCAAAAUUAAAUCAAAAACAAAAUCCAUUAAGUGAAAAAGAUCAAAAAGAAUUAGAUAAAUUACAAAAACAAUUUAAUGAAGUUGAUAAAUCUUAUCAUGCAAUAAAUGAAAAAACGAUUACUAUCUUACCUCAUCUUAUGUCAUUUUUAGAUGAAUUUAUUGAAGUUAUCACCAAGUUACUAAUAUGUAAACAAACUUCAAUUUAUAAGAGAAUAAGGGAUACUUUACAAUAUUUUACAAGAUUUUAUGGUUUGAUUAAUGAAACAAUUCCAGAAUAUGACUCAAUAAUUAGUCAUUGGGAACAAGAUGCAACUAAAACUAGAUUACAAAUAGAAUCAUUUUUAACAAUUGUUCAAAAUAAAAAUCCAGAAUUAAUCAAUGAAGAAAUUGAUGAUAAAGAUAAAUCCCUGACUACUCAUAAAUUAUAUUUGAAAAUUGCUAAUAAGGCAAUUGAUAAGAAACAUAUAGUUAAACCUAAAAAUUUAUCACAAGGGAUGUUUAAUGAUAUUGAAGAAUCUGAUUCAAUUAAAUCUUUUCAAAAAUACAAUAAUCCUCAUGCAAAUGAAUCUGAAACUUAUCAUCCAAGAAAAUUAAUUGAUCCAAUUGAAAUUACUUCAGUUACUGAUAAACCAAUACCACCAGCACUACCACCUCGUACAAGUACAAUGUCAUUGAUGCCAACAAAACCAAUUCAUGAAUAUCAACCUAUUCCGCUUUAUUCACAAAGUGCAGCAAAUUCAAUGGAAUCGUUAUCAUUGGAUGAUGACGAUACUUCAGUUAUGUCUGAUUCAUCUAGUGUAAGUUCAUUAUCAAGUCAUUCAAUGGCUCAUUAUAACAAUGAAAAAAUCAAUUCAAGUGAUAGAUCCUUAAAAAAACUAUAUAAUUUAGCUAAAAAUGAAAUUAAAAUUUCACCACAACCAAUUAAACAAUUUUCGAAUUAUCCAAUUGUUGGAGAAACAUCACAAUUGAAUCAAAUAAUAAAUACUUCUUAUAAAAUUGCAUUAUUAGAACAUUUAUUUAAUAAAGUUGGAAAACUAAAUAAAACUCCAAAAUUAGCUAAAUUUGAUUUUCAAGGUAUUGAAAUUGGAGAUUUAUCAUUUAAUGAAGGUGAUAAGAUUGAUGUAUUAUAUGAUUUACAAAAUAUUGAUUAUUUGUAUCAACAAAAUAAUUUGAAUUGGGUUGUUGGAUUAAUUAAAGAUGAAGAAAGUUAUAGAAUUGGAUUUGUACCAAGUAAUUACUUAGCCUAA
Molecule: messenger RNA, 1863 nt
Organism: Lodderomyces pseudojiufengensis
Lineage: Eukaryota; Fungi; Ascomycota; Pichiomycetes; Serinales; Debaryomycetaceae
Exons: 1
Coding region: 1-1863 (620 amino acids)
Biological process (GO): actin cortical patch localization; endocytosis; plasma membrane tubulation
Cellular component (GO): medial cortex; Rvs161p-Rvs167p complex; actin cortical patch
Molecular function (GO): protein binding; lipid binding
Source: RefSeq, a predicted model, not a curated record